Molecule: messenger RNA, 1233 nt
Organism: Trichoplax adhaerens
Lineage: Eukaryota; Metazoa; Placozoa; Uniplacotomia; Trichoplacea; Trichoplacidae
Exons: 10
Coding region: 1-1233 (410 amino acids)
Biological process (GO): protein hydroxylation; positive regulation of translational termination; negative regulation of gene expression
Cellular component (GO): nucleus; cytoplasm
Molecular function (GO): sequence-specific DNA binding; histone H4R3 demethylase activity
Source: RefSeq, a predicted model, not a curated record
AUGACGAAUAGAAAUAGAAAGGCAGUCGUGAAUCAAAAGGAUAAAAGUAAUCAUGCUUUGAGGUACAGAGGGAGCAGCACAACACCACAAGAUGAUGAAGAUGAUUCGGAUGGAGAGAAAAGAAUAUGGGGCCUAAGCGUGCGUUUGAUCAUUCUAUCAGCUUGCUUCGUUAGUGGUUUUGGUUUUAUUAUGCUCUACUUUAAUGCUGCUAGUGAAAUGAAAAAUGUAACCGAAACCAAUUACGCAGAACUUGUUAAUAGCGAAUUCAAUCUACAAAAUUAUUCCUUUGCAACUGAUCGAGUAAACAUUAGGGAUAAUGCAAGCUUGCAGGAAUUUACCAAGUACUUCGAUUGUCAAUUACCAGUAUUAAUACGUGGUGUAGUUAAUGAGUGGCCAUCCAUGAAAUGGAAUCGCGACUUUUUUAAAAGCCAUUAUGGCAAUCAAAAAGUACCAGUUGUCAGUGUGGAGGGUGCUAUGAUUAAUGCUGAGGUCAAAACUAUGACAAUAGAAGAGUUUAGUCAGGUUGUACCAGAUGGAAAGCCAUCGAGAUGGCAUUAUGUACAAGAUGAAUUAUUUAUCAACCGUCAUGACAAGCUAAAAGCUGAUAUUGGAGAAGCUAUUUAUUUCAAGGAAAAUUUUUUUAAAUUAUUCCCAGAAGAGAUACGUCCUUGGGAUGCUAUGCUGUUAUGGGGUAGCGCACAUUCUAGAUCGCACUUGCAUAUUGAUCCAUAUAAUUGGACUGGUACAAAUGCUGUAUUACACGGUCGAAAACGUUGGAAGCUUUUUCCCCCUGGACAAGACAACAAAUUUUAUAUUACUCCCAAUCAAAUGUGUGGUUUUCCUUUGAAUUGUUAUAAAUAUAACAGUCCAAUUGAUAGCUUCAAUAUUGAUGAUGAAAAAUAUCCUCUAUUUCGCAAUGUUAAUUACAUUGAAAUCGAGCAAAAUGCAGGAGAAUUACUGAUUAUACCACCUGGAUGGUUCCAUCAGGUUUAUAAUCCAGUUGAAACUAUUGCAAUCAGUAGUCAGAUAAUGAACAGCAAAAACUAUAACAUUAUCUUGAAGGAAAUUAUUGCUGCUAAUAAACUCAUUUCCGAUGCUUUCCCUGAUGAUAUCGAAUCAUACUCUCCUAAAGAGAAGGUGCUCUUUAUACUGGCCUUGCUACCAGACGAAGUCAUUCAACGUGGUCGUAUGAUUACUGACCAAAUUAUUCAACAGUUUUACGGCAAUCAGUGA